This is a messenger RNA of Eremothecium gossypii ATCC 10895, 2130 nucleotides long. It is a transcript of the gene KAR3, whose product is annotated as Kar3p. Bases 1 to 2130 code for a protein of 709 amino acids. The record is from RefSeq and is marked provisional. NCBI's taxonomy places the organism in Eukaryota, Fungi, Ascomycota, Saccharomycetes, Saccharomycetales, Saccharomycetaceae. Gene Ontology annotation, molecular function: microtubule motor activity; microtubule binding; ATP binding. Gene Ontology annotation, biological process: microtubule-based movement. The transcript has a single exon.
AUGUCACCACCCACCACGCCGAAGAAGCAACGCGACUGUGGUUAUGUGCCUUCGUCGCCCUCUCUCAUUCCAUCACCUCGUAACACAUCGCAGUCGCCGAAGUACCAGCCUCGGGCGGAAGAUCCAGAAGAGAACCGGCUGCGCGUGCUCAACCCUGUGGAUACCAAUCAGCUCAUAAACCACACUAAGCAACACCAACACAAAGAACCUCAGAGUCACAUGACCCACUUCUACCGCGAGAACGUGCGACAGUUGUCGUACUUGCAAGAUACAUUCAUGCUGAAAAAACAGAAGUUGGAUCUUGUGCGCGAUGAGAUGGUUUCUACACGGUCCAAGGUGGAUGUUUUGGAGCAGAAGCUAGAAAGAUUGAAGGAGGAGCGGCGGUCGAAGGAGCAGCAGGUGUUACUGAAGGAGAACGAGCUCCGCAGUCUCUGCGAUGACUCCGAAACGAAGAAGAAGUUCAUGCUACAGGGCCAUGAUCUUCAAUUGCAGCAGGUACGUGCGAAGAAAGAAUCAGAACUCAAUCAGUUGGACUCGAGCUAUCGGACCAAGUGGGACAAGUUGAAAUUCAUGAAAAUACAGAAAUACGAGAUCGAAAAGAGCUCUACUCUAGAGAAGAUUUCCAAUUUGCGCAGCAACAUAAGCGAUAAUGAGGAAUCGCUCCAGAAGAUCCUACAGGAUAGCGAGUCCAAGUAUCGCGAACUUCGAGAAAUGUGGCUUCGAAACUUCCAGGACGACUGGAAGAGAACAGCUGGGGAGAAUGAGAGCAUUUCCAAAGAUAUAGACGCCUUAAACAAACGUAUUAAUGAUGAUCUAGAGCCCAAUGUUGUCAAGGAGAAGACAGCGGUGGAAGAACUGCAUGCGACCUUGAGUAAUCUACGGCAGCAACUCGAGGCUACGAAAGCCGCUGAUGUCACCCUGAUGGCAGAGACAGUUGCAUUGGCUAAUGAACUCACAAAGGUGCAGCAAACGCGCAAGGACCUUGGGGAGUAUAUUUCUAACUCUCAGAUAGAAACCAAGCAAAUCAAAGAGAUCCUAGUAAAAGAAGAAACCAUGAGAAGGAAGUUGCACAAUGAACUUCAGGAACUUCGCGGUAAUAUAAGAGUAUAUUGCCGGGUACGACCACCUUUGCUCAAUGAACCACAGGAUAUGUCACAUAUACUAAUCGAAAAGUUCAAUGAGGCGAAAGGUGCACAGUCAUUGACUAUCAACCGGAACGAAGGCCGCAUACUGUCGUACAACUUCCAGUUCGACAUGAUAUUCGAACCUAGUCAUACAAACAAAGAGAUAUUUGAAGAAAUUCGCCAGCUAGUACAAUCCUCCUUGGACGGGUACAAUGUGUGCAUCUUUGCGUAUGGCCAGACUGGAUCCGGCAAGACAUAUACAAUGUUGAAUGCAGGGGACGGUAUGAUCCCCAUGACUUUAUCACAUAUAUUCAAGUGGACUGCAAACUUGAAGGAACGUGGAUGGAAUUAUGAAAUGGAAUGUGAAUACAUUGAAAUAUACAACGAGACUAUCCUCGACUUAUUGCGUGAUUUUAAGAGUCAUGAUAAUAUCGAUGAAAUCCUGGACUCUCAGAAACAUGAUAUACGGCAUGACCAUGAGAAGCAAGGAACCUAUAUCACUAAUGUGACGAGGAUGAAGAUGACCUCUACCUCACAAGUAGAUACUAUUUUGAAGAAAGCUUCAAAAAUGAGAUCAACGGCGGCCACUCGCUCGAAUGAACGUUCUUCAAGAUCACAUAGUGUAUUCAUGGUGCACAUCAACGGGCGCAACUUGCACACUGGCGAAACAUCGCAAGGUAAGUUGAACUUGGUCGACCUAGCUGGAUCUGAGAGGAUCAACUCUUCAGCGGUAACGGGAGAACGCUUGAGAGAGACGCAAAAUAUCAAUAAAUCGCUAAGUUGUCUCGGCGACGUAAUUUAUGCGUUGAACACACCCGAUGCCGGAAAACGGUACAUUCCAUUCAGGAAUUCGAAGCUCACAUACCUUUUGCAGUAUAGCUUGGUAGGUGAUUCCAAAACGUUGAUGUUCGUUAAUAUUCCCCCAGAUCCAAACCAUAUCAGUGAAACAUUGAACUCUUUGCGUUUUGCGUCUAAAGUUAACUCCACCAAGAUAGCAAAGCGGUGA